UCCUGCGGCAACCCUAGGGCUCUAGGAAGCGAGUUAAAAAAAAACCCUAGUUUAGGCGGCGGCGCGGCAGGCACGGCACGCCGGCACGGCCGCACGGUCCUGGGCACGGAAGGGGGCAGGAGCGGAGCCGCGGAGUCCUAGGGGCCGCGCCUCCGCGGGGCGCAGCGGCGCAGGCGACGACCGCAAUCCGCAACGGCUGCAGGCUGCUCGGCCUCGGUAGUCGCCCUGCUCGGCGGGCGGCGGCCAGGCGCAUGGCUGAGGUCGCAGGCCGCCGGCGACGGCGGGCGGCCAGCCGGGCGUACCCAGUAGGUGGGCCAGGUGGGCCGAGGCAUACCUAAAUUUUCAGCCCAAGGUCCAGCAAAGAAAAACUCCAUAGCCUAGCUUCCUGGCGGACGUAACAGGCCAACGCAUCGGUUUCCUGGCGGCUGCGUCGUCCGCCGUCCGCGGCGUCUCCGGCUCUUCGCGCGAGCGGCGAGCGCGUCGGGCGCUGCCUCCGGCCCUCCGCGGCUCCACCCGUCUGCCGUACGCCGCCACGGCGGACACCCUGCAGGCUGCAGCAGCCGCACGUUGCAGCACGCCGUCGUCGUUUGGCUUGGUUGUGUGGCGCCGGCGGACCGGCGGCGCUCCCUUUUCGCUGUCGCCGCAAGCACGACCUCUUCCCUCCACGGCUCCACCCCUCCAGGCCCCAGCUCCGCAUCCAGUAUUCCAGGUAGGCCACUGAGCCGGGCAGCCGGCAUCCGGCGACUAGGGAGCGGCGCUGCGUGUGGUGGUCAGAAAAGAAAUCCGGCGCCACCCCCAAUGGCUGUGGAGAAAUCCGGCGGCGCUGCUGCAGCCUCCUCCACCUCCGCCACAUCCACCUUGGACCGCUUCCAGAAGAUCGUCCUCAGCUGGGACUACCUCCGCCUCGUCGCCGAAUCCAAGGGCAGCAAGCAGGGGAAGGGGCUGCAGCGCGUGAAGGACACGUACGAGUCGGUGUCCGAAUACCUUAGUGUCUUCGAGCCACUGAUCUUCGAGGAGGUCAAGGCGCAGAUCGUCCAGGGACGCAGCAACGAGGAGGAAGGAGAUGCUGCGUUGGACUGGCAGAGGGUGGCAGUGGGGUUGUGCGCGGAGUCCGAAGGGUUCCACAAGUUCUCCAUGGCGGUGGAGAACGAAUUUCGGGAAACUGUGUCGGAGAAUGACCUACUGCUGCUCUCCAAAGAGAAAUUUGAGGAGGGAGUGACCCCUACUGCAUACGCCUUUGCGUUGGUGGAACAGCGCAGUGGUAGCGCAAAUAUUUCUCUUAGAGCUUUUGUGGCAGGCGAAAUUGAAAAUCUGAAUGUUUCCAAGCCUGUGGAUUCUCGAAGACUGAAGCGUUUUGCUUCCAUUUUGGCAGCUGAGAGCAGCACCCUGUGGAUAUUGAAGGUCUGCAGUUUGUCAACUAUAAUGCGGGAGUUCACAGCUAUGCAUUCUGUAGCUUGUCUUCCUUUUAAGGAUUUGAUUCUUUCAGCUGCUGAGAAGCAUAAGGAUAUUGAUGAUCAAAGCCGUGCAUGGAAUGUCCCUCAGCCACUUAUGGAUCACCUCAAAGCGAAUCUUAAUGAUUCACAACUAGAGGCAGUCAAUGCAGGUCUUUCACGCAGAUCCUUUGUUCUUAUUCAGGGUCCUCCAGGAACUGGAAAGACACAAACUAUCCUUGGACUUCUCAGUGCUGUUCUCCAUUCUGCCCCUGCAAGAAUGAAGACAAAAGGAGGAUUUGACGUUCAAAAGCAUGGACCAGAGCUGGACAUUGAUGGCAAGUAUGCACACUGGGUAAAAGCAUCUCCUUGGUUAUUUGGUGCAAAUCCUAGAGAUUUGAUUAUGCCUGUUGAUGGUGAUGAUGGUUUUUACCCCACUGGAAAUGAACUGAAACCUGAAGUUGUUAGUUCCAGUCGCAAGUAUCGGGCCCAUGUCUUGGUCUGUGCUCCAUCCAACUCAGCACUUGAUGAGAUUGUGUUACGUGUUCUUAACACAGGAAUCCGAGAUGAAAAUAACAACACCUACAACCCUAAAAUUGUGCGCAUCGGAGUGAAGGUGCAUCAUUCUGUUAAAGCAGUUUCUAUGGAUUACCUGAUACAACAAAAACUUUCUGGUGUAGAUCGCACGUUAGAUGGUGGGAGACGAGGAGCUGGCGAAUAUGAUCGGAUUAGAGCGUCAAUACUGGACAAAGCUGCCAUUGUAUUUUCCACUCUGAGUUUCAGUGGAUCGUCAAUUUUCAGUAGGAUGAGCCGCGCUUUUGAUGUUGUUAUAAUUGACGAAGCUGCACAAGCUGUGGAACCUGCAACUCUUAUACCUUUGGUCCAUGGGUGCAGACAAAUUUUUCUUGUUGGCGACCCAGUUCAGUUGCCCGCAACAGUCAUUUCAUCCACUGCUCAAAAAUUGGGAUAUGGAACAAGCUUGUUCAAAAGAUUUCAAGGUGCUGGUUUUCCGGUGCAAAUGCUUAAAAUUCAGUAUCGCAUGCAUCCAGAGAUUAGUAUCUUCCCUUCAAAAGAAUUUUAUGAAGGAGCGCUACAAGAUGGAGAGGGUCUCAGGAAAAAACGCCCAUGGCAUUCCUACACCUGCUUCGGACCAUUUUGUUUCUUUGAUGUUGAUGGUGUUGAAGCGCAGCCACCUGGAAGUGGUUCUUGGGUGAAUCAAGAUGAAGUGGAAUUUAUAACUCUCCUAUAUCACCAAUUGGCAAUGCGCUAUCCAGAACUCAAAUCUAGUUCUGAAGUGGCUGUUAUAUCACCGUACAGGCAACAGAUGAAACUAUUGAAGGAUAAUUUUCGGUUGACCUUUGGGGAUCAAUCAAAGGAAGUGAUAGAUGUAAACACUGUUGAUGGGUUCCAGGGCCGUGAAAGAGAGGUAGUCAUUUUUACCUGUGUAAGAUGCAACAAGGAGCAAAAAAUUGGGUUUGUUUCUGAUUUUCAGCGAAUGAAUGUUGCCAUCACGAGGGCAAGGUCUGCUGUACUGGUUGUAGGUUCCGCUUCAACACUGCAGAAAGAUGAACACUGGGACAAUCUUGUCGAGAGUGCCAAAGAGCGAAAGAGCUACUUCAAGGUCCCAAAGCCAUUCAGCGCAUUCUUUGCCGAGGAUAACCUGAAGACCAUGGUGGUGCAAAAGGAUCCUCCUGUAGGGCUGAAAGCUGAAGCGCUGGAGGCGAUGAAUGAAGAAGCGCACAGGCAGGGCUUCAUGAAUGUGGAUGCUGCCGACGACCAAGCAGAUGCAGGGGAUGACGACGACGCUGCCAUGGAUGUUGAUGAUGGAGGUGGCGACGACUGAUUGUAGGAUGCCGUGUGAGCUGUGGCCCCUGGGUACAGCAGUUGUAUUAGUGAACUGGUACAUAUAGAGGAUUAGGGUUCCAUGGGUGGAAACAUGGAGGUUGCUGAGGCUAAAACACAGAAAUUUCGAGCAGCUAUUCUUUUCCUCUUACCAAUUUUGGGAGGAGAUGUCCGGGAUGCCUAAAGUUACACAACCAACAUUACUUGUUAAACCAGUUUAUGGCCCGUUGCAACGGGGACAUUCAUCACAUAUGUGGAGGAAAGAUUCCUAGCAAUAA
Molecule: messenger RNA, 3550 nt
Organism: Panicum virgatum (switchgrass)
Lineage: Eukaryota; Viridiplantae; Streptophyta; Magnoliopsida; Poales; Poaceae
Product: probable helicase MAGATAMA 3
Exons: 22
Coding region: 799-3273 (824 amino acids)
Molecular function (GO): helicase activity
Source: RefSeq, a predicted model, not a curated record